AUGGGUUUUAGCUCAAGCAAGCUUCAGACACUUCACGUGCUGCACAAAACUACAAACAGGGAAUCGUCCACAAUGAGUAGUAGUAGCACUCUUGUGUUCAAUCCCUUCCUCUCCAAUUCCGCCAUUAAAGAAUCACGAAAACCUCCCAAAUUCGUUGCCCUCUCAGCCUCGUCUGUCCGAUUUCUGUGUUCGUCUUCGGCUCCAGAUCAUUGGGGCAGCUCAGACCUGUCAGUCCUAACAGAAGCAGGUGUUGCACAAGCAGAAAGAUGCCGGACUGCCUUAUCUGAUAUGCACUUUGACCAGUGUUUUUCGAGCCCAAUAUCUCGUGCCAAGUCUACUGCUGAAAUCUUAUGGCAAGGCAGGGAAGAGCCUUUGGUUUAUCUUGACUCGCUAAAGGAGGCUCAUUUGUACUUUCUUGAAGGCUUGAGAAAUGUGGAUGCUAAGAAGAAAUACCCAAAGGAGUUUACUCAGUGGAGAGAGGAUCCCUCCAAUUUUUGCAUUAACGGUGUUUUUCCCACGAGGAAAUUGUGGGAGACUGCCCGUGAGGCUUGGUUAGAAAUCUUAUUUACGCCGGGAGAAAAUUUCUUGGUUGUCACACAUAAAUCGAUCUUGAGGGCUUUGAUCUGCACAGCUCUCGGGCUUCCCCCAGAGAGGUUUCGUGCAAUCGAUGUUAACAAUGGUGGAUUGUCUGUAUUUGGGUUUAACAAACAAGGAGAAGCAAUGCUUCGGUCUUUGAAUAUGACUGCACAUAUGUACACGGAUCACGUAUAUCAUUACUAGACGAAUACAUAGGAAAAUGUUCAGCCUUAGGAGAUUUUAAUUUUAUUAUUUUUAUUUUUUUCAAAAUUAAGUGCUUGUUAAUAAUGAAAAGUGACUAUUCUUGGUAAAGUUUGUUUUUGUUUUGGGGAGCUUUUUAUAUAUUCUUUUUGUUGCGCAAGUUAUUUGAUUAUUGGUGGUUUUGGCUGAGAUUAUAAGAUCUUCUGAAACAUGUUAUACAUGAAUUACAGAGCUAUGACAACUUAAGGUUUUAAUUCAUUGCAAGAAAAGAAAACAUUAAUUUUUUGAUUUUUUUUUUCUUUGAAUUUUG
Striga asiatica is the source of this 1087-nucleotide messenger RNA. The record is from the annotation of a GenBank genome assembly. Lineage: Eukaryota; Viridiplantae; Streptophyta; Magnoliopsida; Lamiales; Orobanchaceae.